Messenger RNA from Coregonus sp. 'balchen', 902 nucleotides. Lineage: Eukaryota; Metazoa; Chordata; Actinopteri; Salmoniformes; Salmonidae. The record is from the annotation of a GenBank genome assembly.
AUGUCCACAAUCUCAAAGACACAUUUCAAUGGAGAAAAGGGCAAUCAUUUUGUUGGAGUGGGUCACAAAACCGAUCAACAUCAGUCUUUGGAUUCAGAUUAUAUGGAUAUGACAAGAAGUCAGACCGGUGUUAUUGAGUCUGACAACAUCAAGAUGGGGCUUCAUGACCCUUUCAGAGCGAGGAAACAUUUAUCCAGUGUGAGUGGGCCUUGUAGAUGGUUCCUCCCUCAGAGCAGAGUGCACGUGGUGAGAUUGCAUUUCAGUUAGGUGCUGAAAGCGUCUGCAGCAGUAAGACACCUACAUCUUCUGGCUCUGAUGAAAUGGAACUGACAAGGAGCCAGACUGUUGCAAUUGAAUCCAAAUGGAUUAACAUGACGUUUACCUCCCAAACAAAUGCACCAUUAGGGAAUGUGGCAAAGGUGUCAAUUAGUCCGGCAAAUGAUAUGGAAGUGAUAAGACUAGUAGAACCGACACAUUUUAGAAAUAAUCCUGUAGCUGUACCCACAAACCUGGAGGAGAAGGAAAUGAUCAGAGACGAAACUCAAAUAUUUUCUGAGGAUCAUGAAAUUGAGAUUACCAAGGCUGUCACAACGCAAAUUGAACAACAUGAUGCACCCACCAAUGAUGACAUGAAGGACCCUUCAUCCACCACAAAGGCAAUUUCCUUGUGUCUACCUGAGGGUCAACUUGGAGAAAUCCCCACUAACCUUAGAGAACACUUUGACCUAAAGGGAUUGGCAGACAAUGAACCUGAUCUGAAAGACGAAGACCGCUCCAUUAUUCCUAACAAACCAGAAAGUUCUCCCAUUGCCUCUUCAGUCUCAAAAGACGAUGAUAAUGUACCUUCAAAGAAGGCAAAGACCAGGCGAAUGAGUUUGGACGAUCUCCAGUUGAAACUUUAA